AUGGCCAAUGCAUGGACAAUUGAAUAUGCAAAUCGGUCUAGAGCUUGGGUAGAGCAAUGUUUGUUUGAGGCCAAUGUUGAGCUACCAACCUUCGCAACAGAGGUUAACUUGUUUGUAGCACCCUUAGGAUCGUAUGACAUUAUCUUAGGAAUGAAGUGGUUGUGGCAACAUCAUGCAAGGGUGGAUUGUUUCUAUAAAAUUGUGGAAUGUUUGGAUGAUUUAGGCAAUGCAAUAUCCUUACAUGGUAUCAAGAAGGAAGUUAAGUUGAGACAACUCUCUGCAUCUCAGUUGAGGUGCAAUAAAAAAAAGGGAUGUCAACUGUUUGUCAUCGAGAUGGAAGAAAUGGAUGGUAAUGGAGAACGGAAGGAGUCCUUUGAAGAUAAAUACCCUUAUCUUCAUGACUUUCAUGAUGUGUUUCCUGAGGAGUUGUCAGGAUUACCCCCAAAAAGAGUCUUUGAUUUUUCUAUAGAUCUCGUACCUGGUGUCGCUCUCGUAUCUAAAGCACAUUAUAGAAUGAUAACAGUAGAGCUGGUGGAAUUCAAAUUGCAAUUACAAGAGUUGCUUGAUAAAGGUCUAAUUCGACCUAACAUGUCUCCAUAG
Molecule: messenger RNA, 600 nt
Organism: Cryptomeria japonica (Japanese cedar)
Lineage: Eukaryota; Viridiplantae; Streptophyta; Pinopsida; Cupressales; Cupressaceae
Exons: 1
Coding region: 1-600 (199 amino acids)
Source: RefSeq, a predicted model, not a curated record